CCGGUCCCGGAAGAAGAGAGUGGGCGCAGCUCAGAUGAAACUGUUCGUGUGCUGGAUACUUGGCUACCUGCUCUGCCUGGCCGGGCUGAGGAAGAUGUGGAGUGGCCGGUACCUGAGGAGUCACCUCAGCAGAUCCCUUUAUAUGAAUAUGAUGAGCCACAACCAGGUCCCGUAUUGGGAUGGGAAUCAGCAGUGGUACCUAUGCGACACAGAAAAAUUAAGUGAUUGCCUCCGGCCCGUUUUCAUCCAAAGUUACUUAGACCAUGGAACCCAGACAUUCCUGAACAGAAGUAUUGAGAAAUCUGGCUGGCUUUCCAUUCAGCUCUAUCAUUCCUUCAUGUCCUCUGUGUUCAGCAUGUUUAUGUCCAGAACAUCAAUCAAUGGGUUGCUUGGAAGAGGGUCAAUGUUUGUGUUUUCACCAGAACAGUUCCAAAGUCUUCUCAAAAUUGGCCCCGAGUGGAAAUCACAUCGCUUGUUGGACUUAGGUGCAGGGGAUGGAGAAGUGACUAAAGUAAUGAGCCCUCAUUUUGAAGAGAUCUAUGUUACAGAAAUGUCUCAGACUAUGAUAUGGCAACUACAAAAAAAAAAGUACAGAGUGCUUAAUAUUGAUGAAUGGCAAAGGACAGGAUUCCAGUACGACGUUAUAAGCUGCUUAAACCUCCUAGAUCGGUGUCAUCAGCCAGUGACACUACUAAAAGAGAUGAGAAGUGUUUUGGAGCCAACAAGAGGGAGGGUUGUGCUGGCACUAGUAUUGCCAUUUCACCCCUACGUAGAAAAUGGUGGGAAGUGGGAGAAGCCUGCGGAAGUCAUGGAGGUCAACGGAACAGUUUGGGAGGAGCAGGUAAACAGCCUCGCCAAUGUCUUCCAUGAAGCAGGCUUUGCAGUGGAGGCUGUCUCCCGACUCCCGUAUUUAUGUGAAGGAGACAUGUACAAUGACUACUACGUAUUGGACGAUGUCGUCUUUGUUCUUCGGCCAAUAUAGAAGAGCGAGGGAAACGGGAUCAACUGAGAGCAGCUGAUGCACUUGGACGAAGAGCCACCAAGGAAACCGUUCUCUCUCUCUCUCUCUCUCAGCAAGUCAAAUCCAGUUACUCAUAGGCCAAAAUUGUAUGUACUUCCCGCAGGACUUGGUUUGGACACAUAAAUCUAUAUGUGUGCGUGUUUGUGUGAAAUCUUACCCGGGAAAGGGGGGGGGGGACUUUUUAACCAACAGUGCUAUCUUUUUCAGCAGUAAAGAACUUUAAUGCUGCCAACGCCAUCGUGCUGCCAGCCCGCCCUGUCAUUAUUUGCACGGGGGAAGAAGUGAGGACUUUUCUGAUAAAGUGCUGAUCCUGGCAAUAAAGCUUGUCAUAUUUAAUCAACUGUGAAAUAUAUGUGUUCUUCCAUGUGAUUUAAUAGUCUCGUUUGCCAUUUUUAAAGCACAUCCUUUUUUUUACCAUGCCAAUAAAAACUGUAUGAAAUGUAA
This is a messenger RNA of Xenopus laevis (African clawed frog), 1465 nucleotides long. RefSeq names its product methyltransferase like 9 L homeolog (gene mettl9.L). Gene Ontology annotation, molecular function: protein-L-histidine N-pros-methyltransferase activity. NCBI's taxonomy places the organism in Eukaryota, Metazoa, Chordata, Amphibia, Anura, Pipidae. The record is from RefSeq and is marked provisional.